Molecule: messenger RNA, 1037 nt
Organism: Tarenaya hassleriana
Lineage: Eukaryota; Viridiplantae; Streptophyta; Magnoliopsida; Brassicales; Cleomaceae
Exons: 1
Biological process (GO): positive regulation of transcription by RNA polymerase II
Cellular component (GO): NSL complex; Ino80 complex; MLL1 complex
Molecular function (GO): G-quadruplex RNA binding
Source: RefSeq, a predicted model, not a curated record
GCAGGUGCAUCUUUGGAAGCACUCGCUAAAGGUGCAGUGCAGUUUUCCCGAAGAUUCACUAUCAGGGAACUGCAAGAACGAUGGCAUGCACUCCUUUAUGACCCAGUUGUUUCUGCAGAUGCUGCGUCUCGCAUGGUGGAUCUUGAACGCUCCAACCCUAAUAUUCUUUCAAAAUUUGGUAGAGCUCGAAAUUCAAAAGAAAAUAAAAGUUCACUUGGAAAAAGGAAUGCUGAAAAAGUUUACAGUGCCUACCAUUCCUUGCGAAAGAAAUUUCGUUUGGAGCCAUUUAGUUCGAUGGAUCUAGCCUUCCUUCUUCCGCCAAAUGACAACCAUUUCAUUGGAAAUGGAAAUGCAACACAUUUAGGACUUGAAGAGUCUCACAUGGAUAUUAUCCACAAGGCUUUUCCUGAAAUUUUGGCAGAUGAGGGCUGUGUGGGGAGAUCUAAUAAUCCAAUUGAGGAUAGUCAUCCUGUUCAGGCAGACAAUUCACAAGGUGAAAUCCCUCAUGUAGUUGCAGGGGAUCUCGCGUUCAUUCAUAAUGCAGGUUCUUCUGGAUAUAAUGCUGUUCACGAGGACUCCAAGAUGAAACUAGAGAUAGCUGAUCAGGAACCGAAGACUGCAAUGCCUAGCGCUGAUUGCUUCCUGGCAGAGCUUUCAAAUUCUCUUGUCAAUGAUGUGGAUCCUUUCAUGGACGUACGAGGUAAAGACAUUGACAAAUCGUAUUAUGAUGGCUUUGGCUCACUUUUGGUAAACGCCACAAAUAAUACGAAACAAGGGGCUUUGCCUAGCUCUAACGAGCAAAAAACAUCUGCUGCACAAAAUAAAUCAGGAGAUGCCAGUCCAGGUGAUCAUGAGACGUCUGAACUGGAUGGUACAACUGUAACAAGCUCAUCUGAGGUUAAACCAGUGUCUGACUCACUUGCGAUAGAUCCUCAUCCUGAGAUAGUUAAUGAUGUUAUAUGCUGUGGAUUAAACACAGAGUACCCGAAAAUUCCUUGUAAUGAUGAUGUAUUCCUAUCCAACAACUGCCAUCCAAU